This is a messenger RNA of Lotus japonicus, 2009 nucleotides long. Its product is annotated as cytochrome P450 CYP736A12-like. The record is from RefSeq and is a predicted model, not a curated record. Gene Ontology annotation, molecular function: heme binding; monooxygenase activity; iron ion binding. Bases 164 to 1702 code for a protein of 512 amino acids. The transcript is spliced from 2 exons. NCBI's taxonomy places the organism in Eukaryota, Viridiplantae, Streptophyta, Magnoliopsida, Fabales, Fabaceae.
UCAUUCUUGCAUCUCAUUUUCACACACAUUUCUCCACUUGUCUCCAUUAUUCUACAGAUAUAGAUUGCCGAGUAGAGAAGCAAGCACCGAUCUAUUUCAUCAUGCCUUAAGCAUAGUUUUGGUCCAACCUCAUCAUCCAUUGCAAACAAACAAGUAAGCAAACAUGUUUUCUGCAGCAAUAGUAGUAGUACAAGCUUGCCUUGUUUUCAUGUUCAUACAUAUAAUUUUCAGAUUGUUGUUGCAACCAAAAAAACAAAGAAACAUAGAUGGGAAAAAACCACCAGGUCCAUCAUCACUACCAAUCAUUGGCAACCUUCACAUGAUAGGUACCUUGCCUCAUCGUACACUUCAAUCCCUGUCCCAAAAACAUGGUCCCAUCAUGUCCCUGAAACUGGGAAAACUUCCAACUAUUGUGGUUUCAUCCUCUGAAACCGCUGAGCUGUUCCUCAAAACGCACGACCUCGUUUUUGCAAGCAGGCCAAAGGUUCCAGUAUCUAAGAUCUUGUUCUACGGAAACAAAGGGUUGGCGUUUUGUGAGUAUGGUUCGUACUGGCGUAGCGUGAAGAAGGUGUGUGUUUUGCAGCUUCUUACGACGUCGAAAAUUGAGCUGUUUGCUCCUAUUAGGAAGGAGGAGCUUGGUGUGGUGGUGAAGUCGCUGGAGGAAGCUGCAGCAGUGGGUGAGGUUGUGAAUCUUAGCAAGGUUUUGGAGAAUCUUGCAGAGGAUAUAGUGUAUAAGAUGAUAUUGGGGUGUAGUAAGAAUGAUGAACAUGAUUUGAAGAGGCUAAUUCAUGAAGCUCUCACUUUGCUUGGAACUUUUGAUCUUGCUGAUUUUGUGCCUUGGAUAGGCCCAUUUGACCUUCAGGGAUUAACACGGAGGUGCAAGAAAACCAGUAAAGCACUUGAUGUGGUGCUGGAGAAGAUAAUAACAGAGCAUGAACAAACUGCUAAUAAGGAAGGCAAAACCCAUCAUCAUCACAAAGACUUUGUAGACAUACUACUCUCAAUGAUGAACCAACCUCUGAAUUCCCAAAACCAUGUCAUCAUCAUGGACCGAACUCACAUCAAGGCUAUUUUACUAGACAUGAUUAUAGCCUCAAUUGAAACAUCAGCAACCGUGAUCGAAUGGGCUUUAUCAGAACUCUUGAGCCAUCCAAGGGUGAUGAAAAUCCUACAAGAUGAGAUAGACAAUGAAGUGGGAAUUUCAAGAAUGGUGGAGGAGAAUGAUUUGGUGAAGUUGAGUUACUUGGACAAUGUUGUGGAUGAGACAUUAAGGUUGCACCCUGUUGCACCCUUACUAAUCCCUCGUGAAUGCAGAGAGAGCAUCACAAUCAAUGGCUAUUACAUAGAGAAAAAUUCAAGAGUCAUAGUAAAUGUUUGGGCAAUAGGGAGGGAUCCUAAUGUUUGGUCAGAAAAUGUUGAAACAUUUUAUCCAGAGAGAUUUGUCAACAAGAAAAUGAAUUAUCAGGGGAAAGAGUUUCAUUCAGUACCAUUUGGUUCAGGACGUAGAGGUUGUCCUGGGGCUCAACUGGGUUUGGUUACUGUUAAACUGGUUUUAGCUCAAUUGGUGCAUUGCUUUAAUUGGGAUCUUCCUUCAAAUAUUAGUCCUGCCAAUUUGAAUAUGCAAGAGAAAUUUGGGCUCACCAUAACAAGAGUUCAGCAGUUGCAGGCAAUACCCACUUCUCGUUUAGCUAAUGAUGCAUAGCAUGAAUUAAGUCCAAAGGUAUAUAGGAUCUAUAUAUAUAUAUAUGAUGCUCUACACUACACAGUAUAUAAGGUAACUGCUAGUAGUGAUAUGUUUUUGCAUACACAGGAUGUUAUUAGCAAUAUGCGGGGAAGAAAGUCUUUGUAUUUAAUGGAUUGAAGUUGUAUUAAACCUUAAAAGUAAAGGAUGUUCUAAAUCAUCCAAGAUUUUUUUGGAUAUGCAAAUAUCAUUUGAAGGGUGUGUAAAAUGUAUCCCUAAUACACUUGUUGAAUAUGCAUUCUUGGUAAAGGAAGAACACGUUAAUGGA